AUGCUGCGCAACGGGAACAGCACCAGCAUGCAGCAGCAGCAGCAGCAAGCAGCAACACAAAACAGCAGCAGCACAGAAGAUACAAAAGCUGUUCUUGCUGCUGCUGCUGCUGAGAGGAGACGUUUGCUGCUGCAGCAGCAAGGCUCACGACCCCUUAAGAAAAGAGCAGCAGCAGCACAAGGUAAACGUCCUGCUGCUCUCUCUCUUGUUGCAUUGACUAAUGCUGCAGUAGGGUUUGAUGCUAACGAGCAACCAGAAGCAGCAACAACAGCAGCAACAGCAGCAGCAACAGCAGCAGGGAGUGGACCUGCUGCAGCAGAAGAGCAGCAGCACGAGUCAUCAGCAAAGGGAGAAGACAAACGUCUUGCGGCAGACCCAUCUGAAGGCUCCACGAACAGCAACACCGGCAACAGCAGCAGCAAUAGCAGCAGCAGCAGCAGCAGCAGCAGCAGCAGCAGCGAGUCUAGCAAGGAGGCUGCUCGUGACACAGGUAGGCAGCUGCUGCGAACUCUUAAGGAAGAAUUAAAAGAAGAAUUCCCUUCCUUUUGUUCCUUAUUAAAGCAGCUGUCUGCUGUCAGCCGCCCACUGCAGCAGCAGCAGCAGCAGCAGCAGCAACAGUCUACUGGAGGCAGCAAAGAAAACCGCAGCAACAGCAACAGCAGCAGCAGCAGCUGCAACUUGGGCAGCAGCAUAAGAAAGACAGAAGCAGCACGGAGAUACGCAGCAAUCGUAGAUGCAAUGUGUACAGCCCUGCUGCAGCCUCCCAAGCAGCAGCAGCAGCAGCAGCAGCAGCAGGAUUGGCAUGCGCUGCUGUCUUUGCUGCAGCGGCGCAGCAGCUAUUUACGCUUUAUUGUUAAUACUUAUGUUGGUCCUCCUUUUGCUGCUCCUCUUAUUGACCUUAUUGGGGAUAGAGGAGACACUAUACUUAGAGAUGCUGCCAGCAAGCAGCAGCAGCAGCAGCAGCAGCAGCGGCAGCAACAGCAGCAGCAGUAA
This is a messenger RNA of Eimeria maxima, 993 nucleotides long. RefSeq lists its product as hypothetical. Bases 1 to 993 code for a protein of 330 amino acids. The record is from RefSeq and is a predicted model, not a curated record. NCBI's taxonomy places the organism in Eukaryota, Apicomplexa, Conoidasida, Eucoccidiorida, Eimeriidae. The transcript has a single exon.